GAUUCCCUCCGGCCACGCUAUAUUAGUCAGUCCCGGUCUCCACAUCUCGACAGAGCAGACAGGACCAAACCAUUUCGUACGUGCUAGAACAAGAGUGAAGUGAAGCGAAGCGAUGAAGAAGACCGUCGUCCUGUACCCUGGCCUCGGCGUCGGCCACCUGGUGCCGAUGGUCGAGGUCGCCAAGCUGUUCCUCAAGCACGGCCUGGCCGUCACCAUGGCGCUCGUCGAGCCGCAGGUCAAGUCCACCGACUUCUCCGCUGCUGUCGCCCGCGCGAGGGCCUCCAACCCCUCCGUCGCCUUCCACGUCCUGCCGACGCCGACGCCGCCACCGCCUGCCGAUGCCAACACCGACGGGGCGCCCAGGCACCACGUCGUCAAGGUUAUCCAAUCGCUCGCGGCCAUGAACGCGCCCCUCCGCGACUUCCUCCGCUCGCUGCCCUCCGUCCACGCGCUCGUGCUCGACAUGUUCUGCGUCGACGCCCUGGACGUGGCAGCCGAGCUCAAGCUGCCGGUCUACUACUCGUUCGCCUCCGGCGCCGGCGACCUCGCCAUCUUCCUCAACCUGCCAAGCAAGUUCGCCAGCAACACGGCCAAGGUAAAAGAGCUCGGCGACUCCAUCGUCACCUUCCCGGGUGUUCCUCCGUUCAAAGCUUCGGAGUUGCCCUCCGAAGUUAUUGGAGACGGCGAAGCAUUCAUGUACCUCUUACGCAUGUUUGAGCGGAUGACAGAGGCGAACGGGAUUCUUAUCAAUUCCUUGGAAUCGCUGGAAAAGCCGGCAGUGACCGCUCUCAACGACGGGCUCUGCGUCACCGGUCGUGCGACGCCGCCGGUCUACUGCAUCGGGCCGUUGGUCUCGGGAGGCGGAGACAAGGAGCACGACUGCCUCCGGUGGCUGGACGCGCAGCCGGACCAGAGCGUAGUGUUCCUCUCCUUCGGCAGCCUGGGCACAUUCUCCAGUAAGCAGCUCGAGGAGAUCGCACUUGGUUUGGACAAGUCGGGGGAGAGGUUCCUGUGGGUCGUGCGGAGCCCGCGCAGUCCCGACCAGAAACACGGCGAUCCGCUGCCGGAGCCUGACCUCGACGCGCUCAUGCCGGAAGGGUUCUUGGAGAGGACCAAGGACAGAGGGCUCGUGGUCAAGUCUUGGGCGCCGCAGGUGGACGUCCUGCGCCACAGGGCGACCGGCGCAUUCAUGACGCACUGCGGCUGGAACUCGACGCUGGAGGGCAUCACGGCAGGGUUGCCGCUGCUGUGCUGGCCUCUGUACGCGGAGCAGAGGGUGAACAAGGUGCACAUAGUGGACGGAAUGAAGCUCGGGGUGGAGAUGAGAGGAUACAAUGAAGAGGUGGUUAAGGCCGAGGAGGUGGAAGAGAAGGUCAGAUGGGUUAUGGCGUCUGAGGGCGGCAAGGCACUCAGGGAGCGGGUGACGGCGGCGAAGGAUGCAGCUGCCGACGCGCUCAAGGAAGGAGGCUCGUCGUACUUGGCGUUUGACCAAUUCCUCAACGACAUGGGCACUUCCAUGGUCGCAACCGUUCAGAAUUAAUGUGAAACUUAUUGACCUUGAUAUUUGAUUUGUCGCGGCCUAGGUACAUUUCGACAUUAUAUGCGGACUAGGUUUAUUUCUGAGUUAAUUAUAUUAUUUUACAUAAAUUUGUACUAAUGUACAAAUUCA
Messenger RNA from Hordeum vulgare subsp. vulgare (domesticated barley), 1669 nucleotides. RefSeq names its product anthocyanidin 5,3-O-glucosyltransferase-like. NCBI's taxonomy places the organism in Eukaryota, Viridiplantae, Streptophyta, Magnoliopsida, Poales, Poaceae. The coding region runs from base 113 to 1540 and encodes 475 amino acids. The transcript has a single exon. Gene Ontology annotation, molecular function: UDP-glycosyltransferase activity. The record is from RefSeq and is a predicted model, not a curated record.